AUGAAGCACUUCAACACUGUCGCCGGAAUUGUCGAGUGCUAUUAUGAUAUCUCCAGUAAUGCCAGCUGCGAGGCAAAUGUCGUCCAGCCAGCAACCUAUUGGACCCGAGUGGGUAUUAAAUACUCCCGCGACUAUUACCACAAGCUUGGUGAAAAGCUUGAGAAGUACUGGAAGAAGCCGCGAGCUCAGGCUACUUCAUUUGUGAUCGAAUUCACCCACUACAAGGUCAACUCCACGAACCAUGUUGAUGUUGUCCAGACCGCUAUGAAGAAGUUGAAGCACAUCUCUUUCGAUUCCUCUUCAUCGGGUAUGAACAUCGGUGGAUUUGGGCUUUCAUUUGCUUCUGGGGUUGCCGCUGCUGCUCGGCCUAAUAUCACUGAAAUGUGA
Molecule: messenger RNA, 387 nt
Organism: Penicillium argentinense
Lineage: Eukaryota; Fungi; Ascomycota; Eurotiomycetes; Eurotiales; Aspergillaceae
Exons: 1
Coding region: 1-387 (128 amino acids)
Source: RefSeq, a predicted model, not a curated record